AUGGCAGAAAGUCUAGCAAGCUCAUUGAAAGGCCUCAGUCUCCAGGAUCACGGCACAGAGUGGGAAAUAAAUUGCAAGCGGUUCCAGCAUGUGCACCCAUCGCAGUUUUCACCUCAACCGCUUCCCUUUUUCACCGACGUGAAAGAGCUUGGUGGGCUUACUCAAAAACUUGAUGAAGAGAAGUUUGUGCUAGACAGUUGCGAAGGUCUCGCUCAUUUGAAAGACGACGUUUCGCGGUUUGUGAAAGAUGGCGACCGAUCCUGUAUUUCCAACUACCUGGGCCACGACAUGCUUGAAAACUACGAGACUUACUCUCCGGUGUCUCCAGAUCAGCUGGAAGAUAUGCGUGGUGUAAAGCAAUUCAUUGACCACCGGUACAGCGUAAAGAAAAACAGAUCGAAAUUUACGAUUGUGUGCUCCAGACACAAUAUGAUAGAUCUGAUCAUGGCGCCAUUUUCAGAUCAGGACGUUCAUUUGAAUGCCAUAAACCAUGACAGCUAUCUUUAUCUUUUCCCCGAUAAACAGUCAGGCGAUGAGUUAGGGGGAAUUCACUCUGAUGACUCCAGGAUACGCAAGAUAUGCUAUACGGGGUUCGAGCUCGAACAUCUUGUCACCAAGGCCAAAGAUCCUAGUGUGUCAUCCGCUUUCUACUCAAUUGUUUGUGGGCAAAUAGACGAUGGUCUCGAAUGCCUGUUCAAAGCCGAAAUGGAUGCCGUUGAGCCAUCCUCCAGUACGUACACGGAGAUCAAGUGCUCCACGGGACUCAAAACAAAUUCUUCUUAUAACCGCCGAAAAAUGCUGCGUAUGUGGGUGCAGACCUCUCUGAUACCAAGUACGACUCUUCUUUUCGGUCUGCGAGACCCCUACUACAACCAGCUAGCAUCUUUCGAACGCUAUACCAGAACUCAGCUUUACCGCAAGUUCAACAACUCAAACUUGAAGUUUUCGCCCCAAAAAUAUAACUAUAACGCGAAUAUUUCAGUACAGUGGUUUCGACACAUUUUCAAAGCUAUUCAAAGGCUUGUUGAAGCGCAUUUGCCGCCCGAUACCCCAGAUGCCAGGUUGCACACGUCGUUCAAACUGACACUCACCAAAAGUCUAGUGCUGAAACUGCAGAAACUCAAUAAGAUGCCGCCCAACACGGUCUUCUAA
Lachancea sp. 'fantastica' is the source of this 1152-nucleotide messenger RNA. Lineage: Eukaryota; Fungi; Ascomycota; Saccharomycetes; Saccharomycetales; Saccharomycetaceae. The record is from the annotation of a GenBank genome assembly.